Molecule: messenger RNA, 2769 nt
Organism: Lachnellula hyalina
Lineage: Eukaryota; Fungi; Ascomycota; Leotiomycetes; Helotiales; Lachnaceae
Product: ATP-dependent DNA helicase
Exons: 3
Coding region: 1-2769 (922 amino acids)
Biological process (GO): telomere maintenance; DNA repair
Molecular function (GO): DNA helicase activity; zinc ion binding; ATP hydrolysis activity
Source: RefSeq, a predicted model, not a curated record
AUGCCGGCUGGCCUGAUCCGUCACGCAGCCUUCUUUUCGGCACCCAAACGACUGCUUGCGAGUUGCUGGAACUCCACAGCUAUCCCCUAUCCUCGAGUCACACCCUUCAAUGCACCACCCAGGUACUCCUCGAUAGCUGACGCGAUGUUGGGUCGCGCCGCAAAUAAGUAUGAGCAAGAUCCUCUUGCUCAAAAGCCCCCUCUCGCAAAGAAACUCUUCUCUUCAAGCAGUCCUGCCCCAAAUGGCAACAUCGAAGAGCAAUUCGGCAAGGCCCGCAAAUCUUCUCAGUCCAUCGGCGCUUUCACUGGAUAUACAAACACGACAGCUCCGCUGCACCCGAAAUCAGCCAAUAUCCGACAGAGCGUGAACCAGAGGGCUAGUAGUGUGGCAUCGACAGUUCCUUCAACAUCUCGCCUUUCCGUCUUCAGCAGAGAAGAUUCGUUUCAAGCCCCCACCAAUACGCCGAGCACUCCCAUCGACCUCACACAGGAAGACUCCUCAGGAUCGAAACACUCUAUCCAAUCGAGCCACCCGGCAGUCCACUUCGACGAGAAUGACUUCGAUGAUGACGAUGAUCUUGAUUUGGAUAUGGAAUUCGAAAUACCUACGGCAUUGACUAUGCCAGCACCACCAAAACCACAAAGAACUGCUGCCCAAUCCCCAUAUUCCCUUCCUCCGGCCCAACGCCAACGAAAUCAGACACAAAACCCCUCCAGCAGUGCUAUGACUUGGUCCUCUUCACCACCAUCUCACAGAGUAACACCCCAAAGGGCGAAACGGCUACUUGAAGAGUCUACAGCUCAAGAAUCGAUACAGUCUUCUGUCGAUAAAGAUCCCAACUCCCGCUCCUCGAAGCGACGGACUUUGCCAUGGCUACAGACGCAAGCAGAAAAUUAUGAUAUUGCCACAAAAAGAGAGGAAGAGACAGAAAGUGCGACUUUAUCUUCACCGCCCCUUCGAAUCUGUGCACAUUGCAAAAAGGCUGGUCAUGCUUCAAGCCAGUGUCCUAAAUCCGGGAAGUGGGAUUACACACCUAAGGAAAAGAACACACCUUGGAAUAUCACUGGAAGUGCAAUUCGGGAAGAGAAAAAGAAAUUCAAGGACAAGCAAAAGGCGUUCAAAACACUCGAUAAAUCGCAGGCCGCGGCGACAGAUCGUCGUAGGAAAUCUAAUGCCGCCGUUUCCGGCCCUAUCAUCUUGAGUGAAGAGCAGGAAAGGGUCAAGAAAUUAGUCAUUUCCGAGGCGAAGAGUGUCUUCUUUACUGGUUCAGCUGGAACUGGAAAGUCUGUUCUUAUGAGAGCAAUUAUUGCUGAUUUACGCAAAAAGUACAUGAAAGAACCAGAUCGCGUCGCUGUGACGGCUUCAACGGGCCUUGCAGCGUGCAAUAUCGGAGGUGUGACUCUUCAUAGUUUUGGUGGCAUUGGACUUGGCAAGGAAGACGUGCCAGCACUUGUCAAGAAAAUCAGGAGAAAUCCGAAAGCUAAGAAUCGGUGGAUCAGAACUAAGAUUUUGAUUAUUGAUGAGAUUUCCAUGGUUGAUGGAGAUCUUUUUGAUAAGCUAGAAGGAAUUGCGAGAGCUAUGCGAAACAAUGGUCGACCAUUUGGAGGUAUUCAGCUUGUGAUCACUGGCGACUUCUUCCAAUUGCCACCUGUUCCAGAGUACGACAAUAAAGCGAGAGGUAUUAAAUUUGCUUUCGAUGCUGGGACUUGGCCUACUGCAAUUCAUCAUACCAUUGGCUUGACAGAAGUGUUCAGACAGAAAGAUCCAGUAUUCGCCAACAUGCUGAACGAAAUGCGCCUAGGCAAGAUUUCGGAUGAGACUGUACAGGCAUUCAAAAGGUUAAACAGAGCUCCCACUUUCGAGGAUAGUAUAGCUGGCACUGAACUCUUCCCAACGAGAAACGAAGUUGACAACGCCAACGCAUUUCGAAUGCGUGACCUAAUAGGCACAUCUUAUAGAUUCGACGCAUCAGACACCGGUACCGUAACAGAUGAAAAUUUCCGGGAGAAAUUGCUCGCCAAUAUGAUGGCCCCAAAAUCACUUGAACUAAAGAAGGGGGCACAAGUUAUGUUGAUCAAAAACCUGGACGAGGUUUGUGUUAAUGGUUCUCUUGGGAAGGUUAUAGCCUUCAUGAAUGAGAACACGUUUGACACAUACAUCGAACGCGGCGAGGACGCCAUUGCACCAGGUUCCUUUGAUGAGAAUGCCGGCGUGCAAUCAGACGCUUCAUGCGUGUCGGCGAGUUACUCGAACAAACAGGAAGGACGGCCAAAUACUGGGCGAAUUUACCCUGUUGUGGAAUUCAUUCUUGCCGAUGGAACAGUACGCCGAAUGCUUAUGAUGCCAGAAGAAUGGAAAAUUGAACUUCCAUCUGGUGAGAUUCAAGCGCAGCGGCAACAACUUCCGCUCAUUCUAGCUUGGGCAUUGUCAAUCCACAAGGCGCAAGGUCAAACUCUCGAGCGAGUUAAGAUUGAUCUCAAGAAAAUCUUUGAAAAGGGUCAGGCAUACGUUGCACUAAGUCGAGCCACGAGCCAGGAAGGUCUUCAAGUUCUCAAUUUCGAUAAGUCGAAGGUCAUGGCACAUCCGCGUGUUGCUCAGUUCUACAACAGUCUCUAUAGUGUCAACAAGGCAUUGCGGCACCCCACGGUUGCGAAGGUAGAGCCGAAGAAGGAAAAGUCUUACACGGAGCAGUUCGCAAAGACACAAAAGCAGAAGGUAGUUCAUGAUUUCACCGAGGAAGAGGAAGCAGAAUUGGCUAUGUAUGGAUGA